Molecule: messenger RNA, 648 nt
Organism: Lycium barbarum (goji berry)
Lineage: Eukaryota; Viridiplantae; Streptophyta; Magnoliopsida; Solanales; Solanaceae
Exons: 3
Coding region: 1-648 (215 amino acids)
Molecular function (GO): nucleic acid binding
Source: RefSeq, a predicted model, not a curated record
AUGGAUUUUUUGGUGGGUCUUCUGAAGACUUUGGGCAUGUUUGACUCUGUUUGGGUUAAUGUUGACCAGUUGACUAAGUCCACUCAUUUCAUUCUAGUUCAGGUUACUUACAUUGCGGAGAAGGUCCCUAUCUCUAUUGUUUCGAAUCGAGGUACCCAGUUUACUUACAAUUGUUUGAAGGCUUUUCAGAAAGGGUGGGGUACUCAGUCAGACAUCAGUAUAGCUUUUCAUCCCCAGACUGAUGGUAGGAGGUGUUGUUCCCUUAUUGGUUGGUUUGAUGCAUUUAAGGUGCUUCUGAAGAUCUCAUCCAUGAAGGGUUUUAUACGAUUUGGGAAGAUGGGAAAGAUGAGUCUAAGGUACCUUGUCCGAUUUGAGGUCCUUCAUAGAGUUGGAGAUGUUGCUUAUGAGUUGGCAUUGCUGCUGGGCCUAUCAGGUGUUCAUCUGAUUUUCUUUGUGUCCAUGCUGAAGAAGUAUCAUUCGGAUGGUUCCUAUAUAGUUCGUUGCGAUUCUGUGUUGCUUGAUGAGAAUCUGUCUUAUGAGGAGGAGACUAUAGCGAUUCUGGAUAGGCAGGUUAGAAAGUUGAGGUCGAAAGAGAUUGCUUCGAUCAAAGUUCAGUGGAAGCAUCAUCCCGUUAAGGAGGCUACUUGA